GAGCCGAGCCCGGAGCCCUCUUUCCGUCGAGCAGCAGCAGCAGCAGCAUGUCGGCCCUCAAUGCCUCGCUGGGGUACUUCCUGGCGGUCGUCGGGGCCAGCGCGGCCGGCCUGCUGUUCUCCCGCUGGGCCUUCCUCGCCGAGUUCACCGCAGCGUUCGCGCUGGCCGCCUGCCGCCUGGAGGUGGACACCAUCGCGGAGGUGGGGCAGUGGGCCGGGGCCCUGGGGCCCGACGUGGCCGUCACCAUGCUCUUCGCGACUCUGGCCGUGCACGGGGCGCUGAUGCGGGGCGCGAGCGGGAACCCGUCCGUGACGCUCACGGGGCUCCUGCGGGGGGAGGCGGGCGCGGCGUCGGUGGCCCUCGGCGUCGGGGCCCAGCUGCUCGGGGCGUACGCCGCGCUGCUCGUCGCCGGCUGCUACUGGCGCAUGGAGCUCAGCGACAUGCACAUGAUCAAGAACCUGAUGAUGUCCGAGUGCGGCACGUCGCUGCUGGUCCCGCCGGCGCAGGGCGUCCUCGUCGAGGCCCUCGGGGCCCUCGUCUUCCACCUGCUCCACCUCGUCCUGAGGGACGCCUCGCGGCUGCUGCAGGUCCCCGUCUUCGCCGCGCUGCUCACCUUCAUCGCCUACGCAGGAAAUAACUACACGUCUGGGUACGUGAACCCGUCGCUGGCGUUGGCCAUGACCUUCACCUGUCCGGGACACAGCUUCUUCACCUACGCUCUGGUCUACUGGCUCGGGCCCCUGAUCGGCAUGAGCCUCGCGCUCUUCCUGUAUUUGGGAAACAUCCCGCUGCUCUUCAGCAGGAACCUGCUUUACUCGAAGAAGACGCGUUUCCGGCUUCCCAAAGGAAAAGGUCCAGAAGACAAGAGCAGCUGAAGAGUUCAGACCGGUUGUGCAUUUAGGAGCCUGAGAACACUUUAUUUAACACAGGAAAAAUACUUAUAAAAAAGGAAAUAAUUAUGCAGAAGUACAGGUUAAAAAAAAGAGUGAUGUUGUGUCUGUACAUGGCACUUUGAGCUAAUAUUUAGAGUACGCCACAAUGUAAUAAAAUCAUUUUUACGUA
Puntigrus tetrazona (Sumatra barb) is the source of this 1062-nucleotide messenger RNA. It is a transcript of the gene aqp12, whose product is annotated as aquaporin 12. Gene Ontology annotation, biological process: transmembrane transport. Gene Ontology annotation, molecular function: channel activity. The record is from RefSeq and is a predicted model, not a curated record. Gene Ontology annotation, cellular component: cytoplasm; membrane. Lineage: Eukaryota; Metazoa; Chordata; Actinopteri; Cypriniformes; Cyprinidae.